This is a messenger RNA of Solanum lycopersicum (tomato), 7374 nucleotides long. Lineage: Eukaryota; Viridiplantae; Streptophyta; Magnoliopsida; Solanales; Solanaceae. The record is from RefSeq and is a predicted model, not a curated record.
UGUCAAUAAAGCUAGCAGAUCAUCCUUACUUCACCAGAUCGAAAGGUCCUACAGAUUCCUUCCCUCGAUCAAAUUCAGACAAAGGAAAAACAGUUAUGGGAGACAACAAUGACGAAGGGCAUCUUACUGACGUUGUGGUGGCUCAGCCCACUGUAGUGGAACAGAACGAAUUGAUCAUGCAGCUGAUGCAACAGAUUGCUGAAAUGAAAGUUGAAAUGCAACGGAGACAGGAUGCGCCUCCACCUGGAUUUGGUACUAAUAUUGCUGAUGCAAGACCUCCGGUCUACUUCCCUUCAUCAAACAUAGAUCCAACUCAGAACCAGCCUUCUACACCUGUGCAUAAUCCGUCUGUGAUUGACCUCACAACCCAAAACCCUCAAUACGCUUCUGCAUCUUACCAAACUCCUUCACCUCUUCCAAAUAACCACCCUCAAAUACCACCCCAUCCUCAGAAUACUCAAACUGCCCCACUGCCACAAAAUCAAAACCAAACUCAAACUGCCUUCAAUACCCAAGCAUUUCAUCCGCAUUUGAGUCAGAACACCAAUCCUCAGGCCUACCCACAAAACUACCAGACCGCCCAAAACAUUCCAAGUCCCUCUAUAGCUCCGCCCCUACCAAAAAGAGCCACCUUCCAAGUUCCCGUUCCUGCCGAGCACGAGGUGCACGGUUCUGAGUUGGAUCACUAUGAAGAACAGGAAAGAGAAUGGAAGGCGAAAGAAGAAGUGAAGAUCGAUAUAAAGGAAGAAAUCAAAAGGGCUAUGAAAGAGCUGCAGUGCAUCCCAGACGCCGUCGGACUUAGCUACGCAGAAUUGUGCAUCCAUCCAGAUUUGAACCUUCCCGAAGGUUUUAAAAUUCCGAAGUUUGACACCUUCGGAGGAGUGGGCAAUCCUAUGGCGCAUUUGAGAGCGUAUUGUGACCAGCUCGUGGGAGUUGGCAGGGAUGAGGCCUUGUUGAUGCGGCUUUUCAGCCGAAGUCUGUGUGGAGAGGCCCUCGAGUGGUUUACUUCACAUGAAACCAGGCAGUGGCCCAGUUGGAAUGCAUUGGCUAAGGACUUCAUUGACCGAUUCGCCUACAAUGUUGAAAUAGUGCCCGAUCGGUAUUCUCUAGAGAAGAUGAAGCAGAAACCAACUGAAAGCUAUAGGGAAUUUGCCUAUAGGUGGAGGAAAGAAGCGGCGAGGGUAAGGCCACCCAUGACCGAGAAAGAGAUUGUGGAAGUGUUCGUGCGGGUACAGGAGCCUGAGUACUAUGAUAGAAUCAUGUUGCUGGUCGGAGCUAAAUUCGCUGAGAUAGUCAAAGUCGGUGAGACUAUCGAAGAUGGUCUAAAAUCGGGGAAGAUAGCCCGUGUAUCUGCGUCGCCUGGGUCUUCAGGAUUGAUAAGAAAGCGAAGAGAGGAAGUUGCCGCUGUCUCGUAUGGGGGAAGAAAAACCCCUAGAAACCCGUCACAUUCCCAAGAUCGUUCCAGGCCUUCCCCAAAGUCCCACCGAUCCAACUACCCACAACCCAAUCAUCCUAGUAACCACAAUACUGUCCCCACCUAUCAGAAUGCUCAAAUUUCGUCAUACCAAAGUACACCCUCUAAUCUCCAAAAUUUUUCUCCCAUAUACCCAAAUUACCCUCAACCAUACCAGAUCCCAUCCCCUUAUCAGAAUAUUGCUCCCAACUGUGCCAACGUACAGUCGAGCUACCGACCACCUCCGCCCACUUAUCAAGUCCAAGCUCCAUUAUACCAGGACCCCCUCCCGAAUUACCAAGCUCCAAUGCCAAAUUUCCAGGCAAACCCUUAUCCCCGGAGCCAAGCUCCUCGUACAAAUACCCCAAAUUAUCAGCGGGUGCCUCCCCCUCGGCAAAGCGGUUAUGAUACUUCCCGUCCGAGAUUUGAAAAAAGGCCUUCAAGGAACUUUACCACACUUGCUGAAAGCUGGACCAAACUAUUUGAGAGGCUAGCCGCAGAUGGAUACAUCCACCCUGUGGGGCCCAAACCCGGGGAUGUCAACUCAAAGUUCUACAGGCCAGAUCAAAGGUGUGCUUAUCAUUCCAACAGUGUUGGACAUGACACGGAAGAUUGCAUCAACCUUAAGCACAAAAUCCAAGACCUGAUCGAUCAGGAGGUAGUUUCUCUUCAACCGGCAGUGCCAAACGUCAACACAAAUCCGUUGCCGAAUCAUGGAGGUGACAACCUUAAUAUGAUUGAAACGGAUGAAGACGGGUGUGGAACAAAGAUGAUUACCCCUAUUAUGAAUGAGGACUUGGAAAGGGCUGUCGCUUCUUUAAGUGUCAAAGAGAGGAGGAAGUUUGUUAUUCUGACACCUGCAAAGGCUGUUGCCUUGGUGCCUUCGAAAACCCUCGUUAAGCCCAAAUUUGUCAUUGAAACUGCCGUGGCCCAAGGCAUGACCAGGUCCGGAAGGUGCUACACUCCUGAUGAGCUUGCUCUCGGAGGACAGAAGAAGGACCAUGCUAAGAGGCCGAUAAGCGAGGGGGAAGCAGAAGAAUUCUGGAGAAGGAUGCAACCGAAGGACUAUUCCAUCGUCAAACAUUUAGAGAAGACUCCGGCUCAGAUCUCCGUGUGGGCCUUGCUGAUGAGCUCUCAGUCCCACAGGCAGGCCUUAAUGAAAGCUCUUGAUGAUACAUACGUACCCUCAGGUACAAGUAGUGAUAACGUGGCCGCUAUGAUUCAUCAAGUCAUUCGGGGGCACCGGAUCAGCUUUUGUGACGAUGAGUUGCCAGUCGAAGGAAGAUCCCACAACAAAGCGCUACACAUUACCGUGAUAUGUCGUGGAAAGGUUGUCAACUGUGUUUUGGUAGAUGAUGGGUCCGGUUUGAAUAUUUGCCCAUUGACGACGUUGAGGCAACUAAAUUUUGACCUUGGGAAACUGGAGCAGAAUCAGGUCAAUGUAAGGGCAUUUGAUGGUGUGCAAAGAGACACCUUGGGGGCUGUGACUUUGACCCUUCAAAUGGGCCCCGCAGAGUUCAGUGCGCAAUUCCAAGUAUUGGACAUAGACACUAGCUACAACCUUCUUUUGGGAAGGCCGUUUAUCCACAUGGCUGGAGCCGUCCCCUCUACUCUCCAUCAGAUGAUGAAACUUGUGUGGAAAAAUGAAGAGUUAGUGAUUCACGGCGAGGGAAGUCGCUCGGGCAAGCAGGUGUCGGUCAUUGAUGAGAUGCCGCAAGGCGCAGACUUUUACACGGUGGAGCUGGUGAAUGCCACCAACCAAGAUUUGGCCCUCAACUCCAUGCCAACCGUGUACAAAAUGAUAGCCACGGUGAUGCUGCAAAAUGGGUUCGAGCCAGGUUUCGGAUUGGGAAGAGAUUCCCAAGGAAUUAUCGAGCCUGUUCCGGUCUUUGCUCAGGGGUUGAAGUAUGGUUUGGGGUACAUCCCCACAGAUGAUGAUAUGAAGAUGAAGAGGAGGAGGGAUCAAGAGUUGACUAAGCCGAUCCCGUAUCUCUAUCACUCCUUUCCAGUUCGGGAGCACGCCGAGCCUGAAGACGACGGGGAAGGAAUCUGUGACCUGUUCAAGGAGAUCAAUGCCGUCAUAGAGGAGGAGGCUGAGCCAGCUGGCUUUCGCGAUGCUGAACCGGGGGAGAUGCUGAAGAAUUGGACGUCCACACCAAUCCUGAUGUCCCGAACUUUUGGUAACGUAAGUUACAAACCUGCCAACGUCAUGUCAUGUCAUGAGCUAAACGAACAAAAUGAGGUAAAUGACGAUGAGGCUGACGACUACGACGAAGAAAGUGGGGAACCAGACUAUGUAGUAGAAGAGUUUCGACAGUUCGAGAAUCAACAUAAACCGAAUCUGGAGGAAACAGAGACGGUAAAUUUGGGAGAUUCAGAAUGUGUCAAAGAGGUUAAGAUCAGCACUCACCUGAAUGAAACUCAGAAGGAGAGCCUGAUUCAUUUGCUUGCCGAAUACAGCGAUGUGUUUGUUUGGGAGGUCAGUGACAUGCAGGGGCUGAGUACCGAUGUCGUAUCUCAUAAGCUGCCUAUCAACCCAGGGUUCGAGCCAGUGAAGCAAAAGACUCGGAAAUUCAAGCCUGAGUUGAGUUUGAAGAUUAAGGAGGAAAUCACCAAGCAGAUAGAGUCCCGGUUGGUAGAAGUAACGCAAUAUCCCACCUGGUUGGCGAAUGUCGUUCCGGUCGCCAAGAAAGAUGGAAAAAUCAGGAUUUGCGUUGAUUACAGAGAUCUCAACAAGGCUAGUCCAAAGGAUAAUUUCCCGUUGCCAAAUAUCCAUAUUCUGAUUGAUAACUGUGCCAAACAUGAGAUGCAGUCAUUUGUGGAUUGUUACGCGGGUUAUCACCAGAUUCUGAUGGAUGGAGAAGACGCGGAGAAAACGGCCUUCAUCACACCUUGGGGGGUAUAUCACUACAGGGUGAUGCCGUUUGGGCUCAAAAACGCCGGUGCCACUUACAUGAGAGCCAUGAUGACUAUCUUCCACGACAUGAUUCACAAGGAAAUUGAAGUGUACGUGGACGACGUCAUAAUUAAAUCCCGCGAGAGUUCGGAUCAUUUGACACACCUGCGAAAAUUCUUUGAACGUUUGCGUAGGUACAACUUGAAGCUAAAUCCCGCCAAGUGUGCUUUUGGAGUCCCAGCUGGGAAAUUGUUAGGGUUUAUAGUCAGCAGAAGAGGUAUUGAGCUCGACCCUUCCAAGAUCAAAGCAAUUCAGGAGUUACCUCCGCCGAAGACGAGAAAAGAGGUGAUGAGCUUCUUAGGGAGGUUAAACUAUAUCAGUCGCUUUAUAGCACAAUCGACGGUGGUAUGUGAGCCUAUCUUCAAGUUGCUGAAGAAAGAUGCCCCAACUAAGUGGACUGAGGAGUGCCAGACCGCUUUCGACGCUAUCAAGAGCUACUUGUCUAACCCACCAGUAUUGGUUCCUCCACGAGAAGGGAGUCCUUUGUUGCUAUAUUUGUCUGUCUCGGAUAACGCCUUUGGAUGUGUACUUGGUCAACACGACGAGACAGGGAAGAAGGAAAAAGCUAUCUACUACAUCAGCAAGAAGUUUACUCCGUACGAGUCUCGUUACACUUUGCUGGAAAGAACAUGCUGUGCUCUGACAUGGCUUGCCCAGAAGCUGAGGCACUAUUUGUCUUCGUAUACUACAUAUCUUAUCUCCAGAAUGGAUCCAUUGAAGUAUAUUUUCCAGAAAGCGAUGCCGACCGGGAAGCUGGCUAAAUGGCAAAUGCUGUUGAGUGAGUUUGACAUCGUGUACGUGACUCAGAAGGCAAUAAAAGCACAAGCUUUGGCUGAUCAUCUUGCGGAAAAUCCCGUUGAUGAAGAGUAUGAACCUCUCAAGACAUAUUUUCACGAUGAAGAAGUGUCAUUUGUGGGUGAAGAUAUCUCUGAAGUUUAUCCAGGUUGGAGAUUAUUCUUUGAUGGAGCGGUGAAUCACCAGGGUAAAGGUGUUGGAGCAGUCUUGGUAUCAGAAUCUGGUCAGCACUAUCCUAUGGCGGCUAAGCUACGGUUCAACUGCACAAACAACAUGGCUGAGUAUGAAGCUUGCAUUCUCGGUUUGAAAAUGGCCGUUGACAUGAAUGUUUACGAGUUACUGGUUAUUGGAGAUUCAGACCUCUUGAUCCAUCAGGUUCAAGGAGAAUGGGCUGUGAAGAACCCAAAGAUUGUACCUUAUGUACAAUAUGUGCAAAACCUGUGUAAAAGGUUUCGCAAGAUCGAGUUCAGACAUACUCCCCGAAUACAGAAUGAAUUAGCUGAUGCUCUUGCCACCAUCGCUUCAAUGAUCAAACAUCCAGAUAUUGAUUACAUCGACCCGCUGGAUAUAGAUUUGAAGGAGCACCCAGUCCAUUGUUCACACGUGGAAUCAGAACCAGAUGGUUUGCCUUGGUACUUCGACAUAAAGAGGUAUUUGGAGUCUGGGACAUAUCCAGAAGACGCCACAUCUAAUCAAAAGAAGUCGAUACGUCGUAUGGCUCUCAAUUUCUUUUUGAAUGGAGAAGUCCUUUACAGGAGGACUCCAGAUUUGGGUCUUUUGAGAUGCGUGGAUGCUGCUGAAGCCGUGAGGCUUAUUGAACAGAUACAUGCUGGAGUCUGUGGCACACAUAUGAACGGGCUUACCUUGGCAAGAAAAGUCCUUCGAGCCGGUUACUUCUGGAUGACUAUGGAGAACGACUGUUGCAAAUUCAUGCAAAAAUGCCAUAAAUGUCAAGUGCACGGAGAUUUGAUAAGGGUGCCACCUCACGAACUCAAUGCUAUGAGUUCACCUUGGCCAUUUGUAGCUUGGGGAAUGGAUGUCAUCGGUCCUAUAGAACCGGCCGCUUCCAAUGGACACAGAUUUAUUUUGGUUGCCAUCGAUUAUUUCACCAAAUGGGUGGAAGCAGCCUCUUACAAAUCGGUAACCAAGAAAGUGGUGGCCGACUUUGUCCGCAACAAUUUGAUCUGCCGAUUUGGAGUUCCAGAAUCCGUCAUCACUGAUAACGGUGCAAAUCUCAACAGUCAUCUGAUGAAAGAGAUAUGUGAACAAUUUAAGAUUAUCCACCGAAGGUCAACUGCUUAUCGCCCUCAAAUGAACGGAGCUGUAGAGGCCGCCAACAAGAACAUCAAGAAGAUUCUGAGGAAAAUGAUUGACAAGCAGCGGGGUUGGCAUGAAAUGUUGCCAUAUGCUCUACUGGGUUAUCGAACGACGGUCAGAACAUCAACUGGGGCUACUCCAUACUUGCUAGUAUACGGAACAGAAGCAGUCGUACCUGUCGAAGUCGAGAUACCGUCACUGAGGAUCAUCCAAGAAGCCGAGCUAAGUAAUGCUGAGUGGGUUAGCAAACGGAUUGAUCAACUAGCCUUGAUUGAUGAAAAGAGGAUGGUUGCUGUUUGUCAUGGCCAGUUGUAUAGACAAAGAAUGACUCGCGCUUUUCACAAAAGAGUAAGAGCCAGAAAUUUUGAAGUUGGUCAGUUGGUUCUUAAGCGUAUUUUUCCUCAUCAAGACGAGUACAAAGGAAAGUUCGCACCAAACAGGCAAGGUCCUUACAUGGUCCGCAAAGUACUAUCUGGAGGUGCUUUAGUCUUGUCAGAGAUGGAUGGCGCUGUGUGGCCCAAACCUAUCAACUCAGAUGCUGUCAAGAGAUAUUACGCGUGAAGUUCGUUUUGCAUUUCCCAUCAUUUACUUGUAAUCUUCUGUUUGCUUGUAUUUGUUCGAACUUGAAUUCUUAUCCCUCUUGUAACGAACUACGUCUGACCUGAAUUCUCGAGAAUGAGAUACGUAGGCGGCCUAUGUCGGCUUCGGUCACCCCAUUUACCCCCCUUUACUAUUUCUUUGUACCUGAACUACGUUCGACCUGAAUUCUCAAGAAUGAGAUACGUAGGCGGCCUUUGUCGGCUUCGGUCGGUUUCUUUGUAAAUUUUAUUCUUGUUAACCUUUAAGGGGAACU